This is a messenger RNA of Larimichthys crocea (large yellow croaker), 912 nucleotides long. Its product is annotated as polymeric immunoglobulin receptor. Gene Ontology annotation, molecular function: transmembrane signaling receptor activity. The transcript has 4 exons. The record is from RefSeq and is a predicted model, not a curated record. Gene Ontology annotation, cellular component: plasma membrane. The annotation marks the transcript as partial. Lineage: Eukaryota; Metazoa; Chordata; Actinopteri; Sciaenidae.
AUGAUCCCCCCCCCAUCCUCCCUCAACUCGAGUACUGAUUAUGUGUCUCUUGUUCCUUUGUCAGAAAUUCACAGUGAAAUUAUGACAGUGAGUGAAGUGUCGGUCCAGGCCGGACGCUCCAUCUCUAUCCCAUGUCUCUAUGAUCCACGCUACACAAACCAUGUGAAAUAUCUGUGUAAAGGCGGAACCUGGAACUUGUGCAAACUUGUAGUAACAACAGACCAAGAAAGUUCAGGAAAGUAUUCAAUCUCUGAUGACAAAAACAGAAGAAUCUUCACCGUGACUAUAAAUGAUCUGACGAGUGGGGACACUGGCCUGUGGUGGUGUGUUGUGGAGAUUAAUGGAGGGUCAGACGAGAAAGCAUAUUUUCAUCUGUCAGUCACUAAAGAUAUGCCAAGUCUGUCUGUGGAGCAACAGGAAAUUGUUGCAUUUGAAGGAGGAAGUGUGACUGUUAUAUGCCGCUAUACAAAUGACAGAGUAACAGAAUGGUGCAGGCUGAACAACACCUGUGUGACUGCGAAAGAUCAGACUGGAACAAUAGAUGGUACAACAGUGACUAUCAAUCAAAGUGUCCCCAAUGUUUUCAUUGUGACUAUGAGUGAAUUGAAGGCAGACAGCAUGAACUGGUAUCUUUGCAAAAGCCAAAACCUCCAGAUACCAGUACACAUAAGUGUUCAUAAAUUAACCUCAGCUACUACAACUACAGCAGAGACACUUCCAACCACUCCCCAGCAUUCGUCCUUGCUUACGAGUGCAGAGACACAUACAGCUCAGCCAACAAACCCAACCAUUAACGGGACAGGUGGAGACAGCCUGCAAGCUGAACACAAGAUUUCCACAAGGACGAUGAUUCUCAUCACCUCCCUCACUCUUUCCCUCAUCGUGCUCUUUCUUGUUCCUGCUGCCUUUUUU